AUGGCACCCCAAGGCCCAAUAACUACCCCCCUCACCACCCUCCUCGGAAUCCAACACCCCAUCCUCCUCGCCGGAAUGGCUCGCACCUCAGGCGGGCCCCUCGCAGCCGCCGUCUCCAACGCCGGAGGCCUAGGUUGUAUCGGCGGUCUAGGCUAUACGCCCACGCAAUUGCGCGAGAUCAUCCACUCCCUAAAAGCCAAUCUCCAGUCCCAGACGCUGCCCUUCGGCGUCGACCUCGCGUUGCCGAAGGUCGGCGAGGGGGCGAGGAAGACGAAUCACGAUUAUACGCAUGGCCAGCUCGAUGAGCUGAUUACGGUGACGAUUGAAGAGGGCGCGAGGCUGUUUGUAAGCGCGGUGGGCGUGCCGCCUCCGCAUGUCGUGGAGCGGUUGCACGACGCGGGGAUUCUGGUUAUGAAUAUGGUGGGCCAUCCGAAGCAUGCGAGGAAGGCGCUUGAUGCUGGUGUUGAUAUCGUUUGUGCGCAGGGAGGAGAGGGCGGGGGACAUACGGGGGAUGUGCCGAACUCGAUACUGAUUCCUAGUGUGGUUGACGUGGCGAGGGGUUAUAGGCCUAAGAUGCUGAACGGGCAGACGGCGCUGGUCGUUGCGGCGGGGGGUAUAUACAAUGGGAGGAGCCUGGCGAGUAGUUUGAUGCAGGGCGCGGCAGGGGUUUGGGUUGGGACGAGGUUUGUAGCGAGUACGGAGGCGGGGUGUAGUCAGAUGCACAAGGAGAGUGUUGUUACGGCUGAGUUUGAGGAUACUUUGAGGACUUUGACGGUUAGUGGGAGGCCGUUGAGAGUUAGGAGGAAUGAGUGGACUGAUAAAUGGGAGGAGCAGCCUCAGAAGAUCAAGGAGUUGACUGAGAAAGGUGUUGUUCCUAUUGACUUUGACUUGGAGGCUGGCAAUGAUGUGGAUAUUCCUCAUUUGAUGGGAGUAGUCGCUGGAGUUAUUAAGAAUAUUCAGCCCGCGAAGCAAAUUGUGGACGAAAUGGUUGAAGAAGCUGUUGAUAUGUUAAAGCAGGGCCAAACCUUCUUGGGGGGUGGAAAAAGCAGAUUAUAA
Molecule: messenger RNA, 1056 nt
Organism: Lachnellula hyalina
Lineage: Eukaryota; Fungi; Ascomycota; Leotiomycetes; Helotiales; Lachnaceae
Product: putative monooxygenase
Exons: 1
Coding region: 1-1056 (351 amino acids)
Molecular function (GO): nitronate monooxygenase activity
Source: RefSeq, a predicted model, not a curated record